Molecule: messenger RNA, 1045 nt
Organism: Xenia sp. Carnegie-2017
Lineage: Eukaryota; Metazoa; Cnidaria; Anthozoa; Malacalcyonacea; Xeniidae
Product: ribosomal RNA-processing protein 8-like
Exons: 6
Coding region: 420-980 (186 amino acids)
Biological process (GO): regulation of transcription by glucose; cellular response to glucose starvation; rDNA heterochromatin formation
Cellular component (GO): nucleolus; chromatin silencing complex; rDNA heterochromatin
Molecular function (GO): methyltransferase activity
Source: RefSeq, a predicted model, not a curated record
CGAAUAUGGUUGUUAAAGCAGAUAAUGGAUGACUGCACUAGGAAAAGAAAAAGUUCAAAGACAAAUGAGUUUCAUCAAAAGCGACGACAGAAAUCCGGCGUCAAAGCAAAAAGGCAAAACAAAAUGUCAACAAACAAACAAAUGAAACAAUCUAAUAAAAAAACUAAAUCUAUUAAAAAAGGAAAAGAAAGAGUUUUGGAGUUCAAAAAACGAAACAAGAACGUGAAAAACAUUUUACUGUGAUUGAGCAACGACCAAAAGAUCAAAUACGAGAUUCUGAUGGUGUAAAACCAAUUUUUACUGUGAACAAGAAAAGAAAAUUAUGUUUCAAGGAAAAAAUUCAAAAUAAAUUGGAGUCUGGUAGAUUUCGUUGGAUAAAUGAAAAGUUAUACACCUCAAAAAGUUCCUCAUCAUGUGCAAUGUUUCAAUGUGAACCUGAACUUUUUACUAUUUAUCAUCAAGGAUUUUCAAGUCAGGUCAAUAAAUGGCCAAUAAAUCCACUAGAUGUAAUUAUUAAAUGGGUUUUGAAAAAAUCCCCUAACCUUGUUAUUGUUGACAUGGGUUGUGGUGAAGCAAAACUUGCACAAAGUGUUCCCAAUAAAGUCUUCUCUUAUGAUUUCAUUGCCGUAAAUGAUCUUGUAACUGCAUGUGAUAUGGCAAAGGUUCCUUUAUUGAAUAGCAGUGUUGAUAUUGUUGUUUUCUGUUUAUCAUUGAUGGGCACUAAUUUGAAUGAAUUUUUACAAGAAGCCUUUCGUAUCUUAAAGCAUGGUGGAAUUUUAAAGGUGGCUGAGGUUGUAAGCAGAUUUGAAAAUCUAGAAGAAUUUAUCACUAUGGUUUCAACAUUUGGAUAUAAUCUUUUAAGAAAAGAUGAAACAAACAAGAUGUUCGUUCAAUUUGAGUUUGAAAAAUCUUUGAAGAACACUCAACGACCUAAAUUACCAUCAUUAUUACUCAAACCUUGCUUGUACAAAAAACGCUAAGGUAUACUAGUUGGACAACAGAAUUCUAAAUAGUUUAAAUUGGAAUGGAGAAUUGAUUAAUUGUU